CUGACAUGUGUAAUUUUUAACAACAAAUUAACAAAAUACAAAUUGAAAUUUCGGACAUGUAAACAUAAUAUUAAAUAUUGUAAAAUUGUUAGAAAUAAGAAUUAAAAAAUGUGUACGAUGAAAUGGGACAUGAUCAAAACGAUCGGCGAUGAAGACGCUGUGGACGAUGUCUCGUCGGAUUCCGAUGUCGAAGUCGAACACCAACCGAAAAAACACAAGACCAAGGGCGAUACGUAUUUUGAUGAUGAAUUCAAGUUCUUGAACAUGGCUUCAGAAUAUAAUCACGACACGUGGGAUGAUCUACAAAAAUAUAUAAAACGUAAAGGUACCAAUAGGACUGAUGAAAAAAUAGAAAAAUCUCGUAGAUAUGUGAAGUCUUUUCUACCAGAUGUUACUACCGAAGAGCAUGAAGAUUACAAGGAAGAGUCAGAUUGUGAUUCGUUAUCUGAAGAUGAACUCAAAAAAGAUGGUAUCAAAGAUAGACAAAAAUUGGUUGGUAAAAGAAAUAAAAAAAAGAAAGAAGUUGAAGAAAAUAAAAAUGAAGUAACUGUUGAAGAUGAAGAAGAAUUUUUUGAGGACGCUCCACCAUUUGAAGAAAAUGCUUCGUUUUAUCAAAUGAACAUUUCAAGACCUUUGAUGAAGGCUAUAAGUGCAUUGAACUAUGUUCAUCCGACACCUAUACAAGCAGCUGCAAUACCAGUGGCUCUCUUAGGAAGAGAUAUUUGUGGUUGUGCGGCUACUGGUACUGGUAAAACAGCAGCUUAUAUGCUACCCAUUCUCGAAAGACUUUUAUAUAGGCCCAAAGGUUUUACUCCUAUUACCAGAGUUUUAGUAUUGGUACCAACUCGAGAAUUAGGUGUACAAGUAUACCAAGUUACAAAACAACUUGCACAGUUUACAUCAGUUGAGGUUGGUCUUUCUGUUGGUGGCUUAGAACUCAAAGUGCAAGAAUCAAUUUUACGUAAAAACCCAGAUGUUGUUAUAGCUACACCUGGUCGUUUGUUAGAUCAUUUACAAAAUACUCCUUCGUUUUCAUUAGCAGACUUAGAAGUAUUAGUAUUGGAUGAAGCUGAUAGAAUGUUAGAUGAAAACUUUGCUGACCAAAUGAAAGAAAUUAUUAAUAUGUGUGCUCGAACCAGACAGACAAUGUUGUUUUCAGCUACAAUGACUGAUGCUGUUAAUGAUCUUGCUACUGUUUCUUUGAGCAAACCAGUUAAAAUAUUUGUAGACAGUAAUACAGAUGUUGCUUUUAAUUUAAGACAAGAAUUUGUAAGAUUACGUCAAGGAAAAGAACAAGACCGAGAUGCAACAUUAGCUGCUUUAGUAUGUCGAACGUUUAGAGAUCAUACUAUGAUAUUUGUUAGAACUAAAGCUGAUGCACAUAGAGUGAAAAUUUUACUUGGACUUUUUGGCCUUAAGGCUGGAGAAUUACAUGGAAAUUUAUCUCAACCUCAAAGAUUGGAAGCAUUACGACAGUUUAAAGAUGAAGAACUUGAUUUAUUAAUUGCCACAGAUGUUGCUGCUCGUGGAUUGGACAUUCGAGGAGUGAAAGCUGUUAUAAAUUAUACUAUGCCACCAACUGUUGAACAUUAUAUUCAUCGAGUUGGCAGAACAGCUAGAGCAGGACGAUCUGGUGUUUCUGUUUCUAUAGCCAGUGAACAAGACCGUAAAGUACUUAAAGAAGUGAUACGAAAAGCCAAGAAUCCAGUAAAAAAUCGUGUUAUUCCUAUUGAAAUUUUGGAUAAAUAUAAAGAGCGUGUAGAUUCACUUAGAAAUGAAGUUAAAUGUAUAAUGACUGAAGAGUAUGAAGAACGGCAAAUGAACCGAACAGAAGAAUUUGCUGAAAAAACUGAAAAAAUGGCAAAAACUAGUAUUGGUACUCUUAUUAAAAAAAAAGAUGAAAAGAAAAGAGAUUGGUUCCAGACACAAAAAGAGCGAGGAGAAGCUAAAAAAAGAUCAAGGGAAGCUUUUUCAGCUAAAAUAGAGAAAAAUAUAAAAAAGAAAAAGAAAAAUACAGAAGGAGACGUUAAUGAAGAAGAAGAAAUUGAAAAUCAAAAGAAAAUGCAGAGAGUUGCUAAUUUCCAAGCUAGAAGUGCAAAAAAUAAAAUGAAACCUAAGAAAAUGAGUGCCAUGUCAGAUUUUGGUCAAGGAGGUAAAUCUUCUUCGAAGUCUGCUAGUGGUAAGCAAAAGAAAGGUGGUUCUGUUUUUGACUCCCAGUUUACAGACGUAAGCAAGUCUGGCGUUAAAAAGUACAGAUACGAGGCAAAUCAAGCUAAAAGGAUGUUGGCUAAAAAGAAAUCUGCAUUAAAUCAAAAAAAUCAAAAAGCAAAAUCUACAUCUUCAAAAAAUCCAAAUUCUCAAGGAAGAGGCGGUGUAAAUGGUGGACGGGGAGGAAAAGGUGGAAGGGGAGGAAAGAGAAGAUGAGGGUAUAAUUAUAGAAACUGACAAUUUAUAUUAUUAUUAUUAUUUACUUUGUAUUUAUCUAAAAAAAAAAUGCAUACAGUAAUUAUAUACUUAUUAUACUUGUA
Acyrthosiphon pisum (pea aphid) is the source of this 2528-nucleotide messenger RNA. RefSeq names its product Dead-box helicase Rs1 (gene Rs1). Gene Ontology annotation, molecular function: ATP binding; nucleic acid binding; RNA helicase activity. The record is from RefSeq and is a predicted model, not a curated record. Gene Ontology annotation, cellular component: cytosol. Bases 109 to 2424 code for a protein of 771 amino acids. Lineage: Eukaryota; Metazoa; Arthropoda; Insecta; Hemiptera; Aphididae. The transcript has 13 exons.